GAUAUUAGCUAGCACUCGCUAACGGUAUUCUCUGCUAAAGGGAAGACGGUAACUCAGAGAAUAAUAACUACCUGGAUUGCUUAAAGGACUGUACCUCAAUAAAUUAAUAUAAUUGACCGAGGAAGGGUAAUUAAGCUGAAAAAACGUUACACACCGACGUUUGAUAUUUUUUUUGGUUGGGUGUCUGCUGUCUCAUGAUGGAGCGAUAACGGUGCACAUUUCUUCGAGGGAACGGAGAAGCUGCUGGAGGUGUGGUUCUCCCGGCAGGAUGAGACCAAAGGAACCGGGGGACCUCCGCACCAUCCCAAGGUUUGAGUGGGACAAACUUCUGGAGAAUGUGCAUUGUUUGAUCAUAAGUGUGACAAAGACUGACAAGCAGGAAGCUUAUAUACUCAGUGAGAGUAGCAUGUUUGUCUCCAAGAGACGUUUCAUUUUGAAGACAUGCGGAACCACCCUCUUACUGCAAGCACUGGUGCCUCUGCUGGAACUCGCCAGGGAGUACUGUGGAUUUGAUGCCAUCGAGAAUUUCUUCUACUCCCGCAAGAACUUCAUGAAGCCAACCCAUCAAGAGUUCCCUCAUCGAAACUUCCAGGAGGAAGUGGACUUUCUCAGCCAGAUAUUCCCAAAUGGUGCAGCCUACUGUAUGGGACGUUUGAACUCUGACUGCUGGUACCUGUUUACCCUGGACAUACCAGAGUUUUGGGAGAACAAGCACGCAGAUCAGACGCUGGAAGUUCUGAUGAGUGACCUCGAGCCAGCCAUUAUGGACCAGUUCUAUAUGAAAGAUGGUGUUUCUGCAAGUGAUGUCACUCGUAUGAGUGGAAUUCGUGACCUGAUACCAGGUUCUGUGAUCGACGCCACAAUGUUCAACCCUUGUGGAUACUCAAUGAAUGGAAUGAAGACUGACGGAACUUACUGGACUAUCCACAUCACCCCAGAGCCAGAGUUCUCCUACGUCAGCUUUGAAACCAACCUCUCCCAGACGUCGUAUGACGAUCUGGUCAGAAAGGUGGUGGAUGUGUUCAAGCCAGGAAAAUUUGUGACUACGCUGUUUGUCAAUCAGAGCUCCAAAUGUCGCAGUGUCUUUUCUUCUGCCCAGAAACUCGAGGGCUACAAGCGCCUCGACCGCCAGUUGGCUCAAUUCAACGAUUACAAUUUUGUCUUCACAAGCUACGCCAAGAACCGCCAGCAGAACCAGCAGAGCUGAGGGUUGAGGAUGAA
Messenger RNA from Scomber scombrus (Atlantic mackerel), 1221 nucleotides. It is a transcript of the gene amd1, whose product is annotated as adenosylmethionine decarboxylase 1. The record is from RefSeq and is a predicted model, not a curated record. The transcript has 9 exons. Gene Ontology annotation, biological process: spermidine biosynthetic process; spermine biosynthetic process. Bases 269 to 1207 code for a protein of 312 amino acids. NCBI's taxonomy places the organism in Eukaryota, Metazoa, Chordata, Actinopteri, Scombriformes, Scombridae. Gene Ontology annotation, cellular component: cytosol. Gene Ontology annotation, molecular function: adenosylmethionine decarboxylase activity.